AACAAAUACUAUGGCGACGCCUUGUCGAAGAGCAUCCUAUUCUUCGAGGGGCAGAGGUCCGGCAAACUCCCCCCCAACCAACGUAUGACUUGGAGAAAAGAUUCCGGUCUUGGCGACGGCUCUACUUCAAACGUACGUACUCCUUUCGUCUCAAAAUUAAUUGCUUUUUCGAACUCGAUUUAUUCAAACAAUGGUGCAAAUUAAAUCUCAGGUGGAUUUAGUAGGCGGGUACUACGACGCGGGCGACAACGUGAAGUACACUUUUCCGAUGGCGUUUACGACCACGAUGCUGGCCUGGAGCGUGGUGGAGUACGGCGGAGACAUGGGCGGGGACGAGCUGCCCCACGCACGAGACGCGGUACGUUGGGGGACAGACUUCCUGAUGAAGGCUACGAACAAAGAGAACAUGGUUUUCGCUUUGGUGGGUGAGCCGGUGGCGGACCAUAAUUGCUGGGAGAGGCCGGAGGACAUGGACACGCCUCGGACCGCUUUCGCCGUCACCGACAAGUCUCCUGGCUCCGAGGUUUCCGGCGAGAUCGCCGCCGCCCUGGCAGCUUCCUCCUUGGCUUUCAAAGAUUCUGACCCUAAGUAUUCCCAAUGGAUCUUGCAAAGGGCUGCCCAAGUCUUUGAAUUUGGUGAUAAAUUUAGAGGUUCGUACAAUAAUAGCAUUGGGCAAUGGGUUUGUCCAUUCUAUUGCGACUUUGGUGGUUAUCAGGAUGAAUUGGUUUGGGCAGCAAUAUGGCUACACAAAGCAACAAAUGAGGAACGUUACUGGGAUUAUGUGAGGCAGAACAUCAAUACUUUCGGGAUGGCUACAAAUUUAUUCGGAUGGGAGAGCAAGGACGCCGGCAUUAACGUGCUCGCCUCUCAGCGCGCGACAUCGUUGUCGUUUCUUUUCCUGACAUACGGGAAAUACUUGGAAGCAAGCAAAAGGACAGUCAGAUGUGGCAACGUAGUGGCCACUCCGGCAAGACUUGUGGAGUUUGCCAAGUCGCAAGUUGAUUACAUACUGGGGAACAAUCCGAUGAAGAUGUCGUACAUGGUCGGGUUCACGGAGGCGUUCCCCGAGAGAAUACACCACCGCGGGUCUUCGUUGCCUUCGGUUGAUCUUCGACCAAAACCCAUUGGAUGCAAAGAUGGGAGUCCAUACUUUCAAAGCAAAAACCCGAACCUGAACUUGUUGGUUGGGGCUGUGGUGGGAGGGCCAGAUGGGAAUGACAAGUUUGCCGAUGAUCGGACUGAUUCUGCCCACUCGGAGCCUACUACUUAUGUAAAUGCACCUCUUGUUGGCAUCUUGGCUUACCUCAAAGCUAAUUAUUCUUGAGUCAUUUUAUUUUGUAGAUUAAGUUUGGUUAAUUAGACACCAAUAUGAUGGAGUAGUAUUUGUUGUUAUCCAAUGGAUAUAAUAAGAUCGAGGAUGAAUAAACGAAUACACAUACACAAUAUUUGUAUUUGCAUUUUAUAUAGUAAGAAUACAAACUGCAUUUUCGGUCUUCAACUUUAUUUAUUGAUAUAUGUAUGAAGUACUCCUAAUGUUUUUUCUCUAAAGCCAACAGUCUUGAAAACAAAUACCCAUUCUUUAUUUUUUUACCUCAAAAUGUUCCAUACAAAAAAUUUUUACUGUUAAA
Cuscuta campestris is the source of this 1628-nucleotide messenger RNA. The record is from the annotation of a GenBank genome assembly. Lineage: Eukaryota; Viridiplantae; Streptophyta; Magnoliopsida; Solanales; Convolvulaceae.